UCUGCAGCCGUGUCUGACAAACCCGAUAUGGGUGAGACUGAGAAAUUCAAUAAGUCGAAGGUGAAGAAAACAGAAACGCAAGAGAAAAAUCCACUGCCUUCAAAAGAAACGAUUGAACAGGAGAAGCAAGCAGGUGAGUCGUAAAUGAGGCGCGCGCCGCCAAUAUGCACUGUACAUUCCACAAGCACUGCCUCCUUAUUUUACUUCUUUCAGCUGUUUAACUUGGUAAGAUGCAAAUAGGUUGGAUCAAGUUUAAAUGACUGUGCUGCCCCUUUUCACAUCAAAGAAUGGAGA
This is a messenger RNA of Globicephala melas (long-finned pilot whale), 294 nucleotides long. RefSeq names its product thymosin beta-4. Gene Ontology annotation, cellular component: cytoplasm. Gene Ontology annotation, biological process: regulation of cell migration; actin filament organization. The record is from RefSeq and is a predicted model, not a curated record. Lineage: Eukaryota; Metazoa; Chordata; Mammalia; Artiodactyla; Delphinidae. Gene Ontology annotation, molecular function: actin monomer binding.